UUUCAAGUGCUUCACUUGUUUGCGUCUCUAUUCCUCUUCCACUUGUGCGAGUCAAGUAUUAGUUCAAUGCCCUUGAGCAUGAGCGAAAGCAGAACUAACAAAGAAAGGUUAUCUGGAUUUUUUUUUUCAUUCUCUUCCUUUGCGACCGGUCUUAGCCUGAACGAUUCAGGAAUCUCGCAUUGCAGCCGCCAGAUUACAUCAUCACCUCCCUGUCUUCGCGUCAAAGCCGAGCGGUUGGUUUUAUUAUUAAAAGGGACAGCAUAAAAUGCAGGGCUGUACGAACGGGAUUGUGUUGUACUAACAGCAAAAAAUGAGAGAGAGGGAGAGGGAGAGAAAAGGAGCCAAUCCCACUGAUGUGAGUGUUUCGGUGCAUGGUUUUAAAAAAGCAAGAUUUGUUAUCUUUUUGUUCUCUCCCCUGUUACCCCCACGCUUAUUUUAAGAUGUCAUGGCAGAGGCGGAGGGAAGUCUACCGGCAGCGGAUGCAACAACCCUGUACGAGGAAUACGAGUGCAAGAUCUGCUACAAUUACUUCGACCUGGAUCGAAGAGCGCCCAAGAUUCUAGAGUGUCUGCACACGUUUUGCGAGCAGUGCCUGACCACACUUCACGUCAGGGAGGACCGGCCAUGGAGAAUCGCCUGCCCUAUCUGCCGGCACAAGACAGCCGUGCCUGACUACAGGAUCCACAACCUGCCCAAUAAUACCAAGGUCACCGAGGCUUUCCCUCUCUACGUGGGCGCCGAUCCGCUUCCUCAGGACGCGCUGCCUCCGACGCCCCAGUUACAUCGGUUCAACCAGCAGCGACAGCAUCACUCGCAGCAUCACCAUCAGCAGCAGCAGCAGCGGUCCAGCCCUGUUCUACCGCCUGAGAUAGCGAUCCCCUCGGCGGCAGCAAGCAGCCACCAGUCCCCGGGACCCUCGGCGCCCUACGAGAGCUGCCAAAAUUGUAAGAGGGCCGCUCUGACCGCUGGCUGUGUCUGCGUCAUCUUCUCUUUCCUCUCUAUGGUGGUGCUGCUCUUCACCGGCCUGAUCUUCGUUAAUCACUACAACAGUUCGCCCUCGCCCGUCGGCCCCAUCUGUCUGUCGGUGGCCAGCAUCCUGGCCUUGUUCUCUGUGGUCGUCACAUGGGUAAUCUGCUGGCUCAAAUAUCGGCCCGACACCAACGGGUCAGGAAAUAACAGGGCGUCCGCCUCCUCGGCACCUAGGAGAAACACUUAGCGAAAUUUGGCAGCGGUGAAGCGCACCGGGCGUUUUGUUAUAAAAUGACCAAUUGGAGAACAAAGCCCAGUACUGCCACGCUGUUAUCCAAUACUGCUGCAUGUCGAAGCGAAAGGAAACGACCAGGGCCGGAAUACGUUCAUUCAACACCUUUCCCCUUUACGCAUCACACGUCAAACCUAAAAUAUUUAGAAUGACUUAUGUUUAGCUUGUUGUUGAAAUAACUAGUGCCGAUAUGUAGAUGUACCCUACUGGCUGGCUAUGUUUGUACUAAUAACGGAUAUUACAUGCGUGGUAUUGUGUUGAAAUGUACAUGUUCGAAUUGUACCGAAUGUGAAAUAUGCAUAAUUAGAUUUUGAUGAUGAAAGAAAAUUAUAUAUGUUCAGUUAAAAAAAAUGCUGAGAAACGUGAUUGUUUAAAGUCACUAAAUUACGGGGCUCGGUUUCCUGGAUUGAAAACCACAGGAUAACGAGGAGUUUUGGCGGGUUAAUGGGUUUCCUUAUGGAAUUAGUUUCCUGACAAUAGGACGACCUCGUAGACAAUGGCUCGUUUUUACUAGACAGACUGCUGGGUAUCAGGACUACUGUUGCAAAGAAGAGCCUUUUAAGUCUGAAAAGUAUCUUAUAUGUAGAUGGACUGUAGUUUGAUGGACUUGAGUCAAAUGUAGGCUGUUGAAAAGUGGUUAUAAUUAACUCGAUAUGCCACUGAAGCAGCCCAAGUGCAUUCACAGCAGAAUACGUCAAUUUCUGUGUAUUAGUCACAAUUACUAUUUGUAUUUAUUAUAUCAUUAAUACAUACAUUUAAACUAUAUACAUCUUCGGGUAACACGAUUCUCACGAUACAGGCAAUAAACGUGUAAGGACAUUAACCAACAGGAGCCUUAACAGUGUACAUGAGCAAAAUGUAAAUGUAUAAAAUCAUGGAACACUUGAGGAUAAAAUGAAAUUUGAAGUAUUCUGUAUGUUUGCAUCGGUCUUAUAACAUUCGGGUGGAUUUAAAUUAAAGGAAAAGUACCGAAACCAGUACAGGAAAUUGUGAGUCAUAAAUCACUUCUCGAGGAUCCAACAAGUCUACUGAAUCAAUCUCCAUCCUGUGUUAAAGUUGCACUAUGAUGCAUCUGGAUACUUAGAGCCCGAAAGAGUGGCAAGUUCCAAAGCAAACAGGCUCUGUUAGAAUUCCUGGCAUAAUAACAUUGCAUUGCGGAUUUGUAAUUUCUAUUUCCAAGAUGAGAUUUUUAGAAUUUGUCCAGAGUGAACCAACAUUACAUCUUGUUGCAUUUUUGAUGGAACUAAAAGAUAAAAGAAAUACGAAUCUUAAAAACUAAUACGGGAGGAUGCCAAUUGAGAAACCGCCUCUGGACUGAUGCGUCAGUGCUCGAAAUCUGGGCAAAUAUUAAACAAAAAUGGAGGCAGAUGCGCGACUGAGCGCACGUACACGGGAGGCUCACUGCUCCACCGAGGACUGUGACGAUAGGAAAUCAAUCUGACUGUUGGGAAAUGCACAAUCCAAAUGUUUUCAGUGCCUGAACUGUGUGGCCUUUCAAGUGAUUUUGUAAGUACUGUAUAAUUCAGGACAUGAGUGAUAAUCUAAUGAACUAUUAUGAGAACUAAAGUCAAAAUAGUGGUCUUUCUGUAUCUGGAAUAUGAAAAAAUGUGGCUUGACUAAUGGCCCAGAUAGUCUAUCUCGAUAUCGCAUGGUGGCAGUUGUGUGGUGAGAAUGUGCUGUGUCUUCUCAAACAGGUUCUCGGUCACCACUGAGUCUGCUUAUUUUAACAGUGUCAAGAACAUCUUGGCAUUAAGGCUGAAAGAAGGGAAGGGCUGCUACUGUCCCAGGUUGCUAUCUGCGUGCUUGCUUUCUUGUGGGAAUGGUGUGUGUGUGUGUGUGUGUGUGUGAGAUUAGGAGGCAACUCGCCUGGUUACUGCGUUUCCAUGGUUAAAUGG
Mobula hypostoma (lesser devil ray) is the source of this 3156-nucleotide messenger RNA. RefSeq names its product E3 ubiquitin-protein ligase RNF183. Gene Ontology annotation, biological process: protein ubiquitination. NCBI's taxonomy places the organism in Eukaryota, Metazoa, Chordata, Chondrichthyes, Myliobatiformes, Myliobatidae. The transcript has a single exon. Gene Ontology annotation, molecular function: ubiquitin protein ligase activity. The record is from RefSeq and is a predicted model, not a curated record. The coding region runs from base 446 to 1216 and encodes 256 amino acids.